Fonsecaea erecta is the source of this 1641-nucleotide messenger RNA. RefSeq lists its product as hypothetical. The record is from RefSeq and is a predicted model, not a curated record. The coding region runs from base 1 to 1641 and encodes 546 amino acids. The transcript is spliced from 2 exons. NCBI's taxonomy places the organism in Eukaryota, Fungi, Ascomycota, Eurotiomycetes, Chaetothyriales, Herpotrichiellaceae.
AUGGCCGCACCGCCUCACCACGUCCCCUACCUUUUUAUCGAAAGGAUCGGCGAAGGGGAUGUGACAAACCACACCUUCCUCGAAGAAGGUCCAUGGCCGGACCCCCUUGGUCCGGUCAAUAACCUGAUCGGGGACGACAAAAUCCCUUGGCUUAACUUCCUCGGCCAAACUGCCUGCCGCAGAAAAGGCGACGAUACAUCUCACGCCGAUAUGACGCAAGGCGGCGAUGUUCGCACGAGAGGGGACCUCGUGGGGCGCGAGGGCGUGGUGUGGACCGUGGCGAGCCAGGAAGGCGAUGGGGAUGGGUUUGCCGGUGGUUGGGGAGGGGUGUUCGAGGAUAGUGAUAGGCGAGGAUGGCGAGCCCCAGGGCGUGUUGACGGUCAGUACCGCGGCCUUGUGAAAAUCAGGCAGAUGCUCCAGCCCGGUGCCACCUAUCACCGCGAUGUUCACGGGACCUGGGAGGGAAAUACACCACGGGUGAAAAGAUCGGAUCUUUUCCGAGACGAUGAUGACGCUCCAGGCUCUCGGGGAUCGAGUCGGUCUGUGUCGCCAGCAAGAUCCGUGGAAAACGAGGAAGAGGGUAUUUUGAAAGCAAGCUAUGGCUUCGAAUACGACUUUGUGGCACCAAACCCAUCGUUACGGACAUCGACUCUCGCACCAAGCAAACCGGCACCGGACGUCAACCUAGAGGAGGAAGAUCAAGAAUUCGAGUUCCGCCUGUUCACAUCCACCUCGAAACCGACCGUCCGGCCCUCUCAGCCCGAUGUGCCCGUCGCAGACUCAAAAAUCAGGCUCUCACGGACCCCAGAGCCUGCUGAGCUCGCCGACUCAUUGUCCUUGGAGAGAGCACACUUUCUUCGUCCUAACCGGCCGGACUCGUACUAUUUCACCUCCGCACUUCCAAAGGAGACCAUUGAAGCGUUGAGGUCACAGUAUGCAGACGUUGCACUGUCAACCUCCGAAGUUCUCUGCAGGGCAGAAUCAACCAAAUGGCCUGGAUCUGCCCUGCCCUGGCGUCUGAUUCAUGUGGAACUCCUCGAUAAAAGCCACCGAUUUCAGGGUGUGGCUCAAUCCGCCGUGUCUGCUAUGGGCACUAGAGACUCCAGUUCCCACAUGUCCCAGCCUCGCCCCAAAAGACCAUCGAAGAAACGUCGCAUCCUCCUCCGGCGCCGGCUGGCUCUGCGACAGGAACUCGCUGCCCAGGCAAGGGUAACGGAGGAGACGGAGAAAGAGAAGCGCACGCGACGGAACCGGGAAAAGAAAGUGAAACGGAAAGAAAGGGAGAAAAGGAAGAAGAUGGAAGCGCCCGAAGGCGAGGGUGAGCUUGCUGGUGGCGAGGAAGGUAAGGGUCAUGAGAGAGGCGAGGGAGAGGAUCUCAUUGCCGCCGAGGAACGCGAUCUCAAAGCCGGAGGCGAUAUCAAGGCGCAAAGUGGGCGGGAGGGAGAGACCGGAUCAAAAAGGGGCUCGGCUAUCAGACCACCAGAUUUGGCGGCAACCACGAAAAAUGCUGCUGUUGCUGCUGCACUGUCGACAAACGCGUCUCAAUCCUCAGCACCAACACGAAGAGCUCCUACGUCAAGAGCCCCAACCACGGCCGCACCAGUGAACCCCGCGGCUCGACAUAUCGGACGAGGAAGGUGA